AUGAACCACAACGAAGUGGUCGGAGAUAAUUCCUGGAUACAGUUUAAUAGCACAAGCCAGCUGCUCUACGGUCUACCUGACUCGAACCACGUCGGGAAGCACGAGUACUUCAUGCAGGCCACCGAUAAGGGCGGUCUGAAUGCGAUCGACGCCAUUGAGGUCCGUGUGAACCGCUGGGCUUCCAACGAUAAGUCCCCGGUCCUGUUCCAAGCUCGCUUCCACGGGGAACCUCGCCAGGUGACCAACGACAUCCACAAGAAGAUCCUGCUCAUCAAGAAACUGGCGUACUCGUUCGGGGACCGCAACAGCAGCACAGUCACCCUGAGGAACAUCACCAAGGGGUCCAUCGUGGUGGAGUGGACCAACAACAGCCUCCAGCAGAACCCAUGCCCGAAGGAGCAGAUCCACACCAUGUCCAGGAGGAUCUCCGAUGCCCAGGGAAGGCCCUCCCAGACCUUCAUCUCCACCAUGGAGCCUGAAUUCAAACCCAUCGACAUCAAGGUAAAAGGGACGGCCGCCUGCCGGAAUUACAUGUUUGUCCCGCCAGGGGAAAUCACCAUUCCUAUCCCCCCGGCCGUCACCCCGGCGCUGGGUACCGGACGCCAGAGCACCGACGACGUCUACCUCCACACGGUCAUCCCUGCAGUGGUGGUGGCGGCUAUCUUGCUGAUCGCCGGCAUCAUCGCCAUGAUCUGCUACCGUAAGAAGCGCAAGGGCAAGCUGACCAUUGAGGACCAGGCUACCUUCAUCAAGAAGGGGGUGCCCAUAAUCUUUGCAGACGAGCUUGACGACUCCAAGCCCCCUCCGUCCUCCUCCAUGCCCCUCAUCCUGCAGGAGGAGAAACCCCCACUGCCCCCGCCGGAGUACCCCAACAUGGCCAGUCCAGAGACCACCCCCCUGAACCAGGACCUUCUGGGGGAGUACACGGCUCUGAGGGACGAGGACCCCAACGCCCCCCCCUACCAGCCCCCGCCCCCCUUCACCGUCCCCAUGGAAGGUAAAGGCUCUCGUCCAAAGAACAUGACCCCCUACAGAUCCCCACCACCCUACGUGCCCCCCUAA
Coregonus sp. 'balchen' is the source of this 1062-nucleotide messenger RNA. The record is from the annotation of a GenBank genome assembly. NCBI's taxonomy places the organism in Eukaryota, Metazoa, Chordata, Actinopteri, Salmoniformes, Salmonidae.